AUGGCCACAAAUGAGGCGUCGGAGAGCACCCUCCCGACUCCGGACAUCAAACAGCCACUUCCUUUCCCCCUUUCCCCGAUGUCGAAAUUUUCUUGCGACCCUAACGACCCUACAAGCAGUACCUGCACAAAGCUAGAUGGCCAAAUCCAGUCAAGUAGAAAAGGGAUGGCGACCUCUGAGACUUCCCUUCUUGCAUCCUCAGCAAUUUCCCAAUUUCACGUUUCGCGCUCUGGGCUGGGCUUCGACUUUCUUCGACGGACUUUCAGCUUAGCCACGUUUAGGGCCUUCAGGGCACUGGAGCUCUUGCCUGUCAGUUUUCCCCGAGGGGAGUGGGAGAAGGUGCGUGGUGCACCUGCGCGACUCACCAGUCGCAGGCAGCAAGGUCUGGGCGGUGUGGACGAUCUUGUGACUUGCGCGCGCACCGCCGCGACCACUUUUCUGGCCGACACUCCGAUUGUUGCGAUAGCUAAGGCUCGAGGCGGACACCACAAACACCCUUCUUACGAACAGUCUUUGAAAAAUUGCAGGACCCGCGCGAAGUUUUCGUGUCGGCCCAUCUUUUCUGAAUGCAGAGUCUCUGUGCCUUCUGCAGGAGGUGCCGAUCCGGUAUGUGGUAACACGUGCAUCUACUAUGCAUGCAAACAAAGCUUUACAAUCCUUGGCCCGAGUGCCCUGGGCCCUUCGGGACAUGGCUUUAGCAGCGGCGCCACCGUCGCCAGUGAGCUCGAGUAG
Symbiodinium natans is the source of this 732-nucleotide messenger RNA. The record is from the annotation of a GenBank genome assembly. Lineage: Eukaryota; Dinophyceae; Suessiales; Symbiodiniaceae.